This is a messenger RNA of Hyla sarda, 6238 nucleotides long. RefSeq names its product transmembrane protein 64 (gene TMEM64). The record is from RefSeq and is a predicted model, not a curated record. NCBI's taxonomy places the organism in Eukaryota, Metazoa, Chordata, Amphibia, Anura, Hylidae.
GUCGCCACAGUCGCAGAGCAGUGGAAGCCGCGACAUCUGUGUUGUUGUCAGUGUGUGCGCGGCGCUAUGUACCGGAGCCGGGCACCGGGGAGCCGGGCUCAGCCGAUGGUCACCCCCGGGCGGCACUGAGCGGCAGGAUGUCGGGCUCGGCUCUGCAGUUCCUCGCCUCUCAUGGGCGCCAGACCCUGGGCCGCUGGAUGCACGGCCGGGAGGACUCGCUGCUGCCUUGCUCCGACUUGGGAGAAGACGAGCGGCCGCUGAUGCACAGCUCUCCCCCGCCGCAUGAGGGCGCCUCUGGGGUGGACCCGUGGAGCUGUCCGGGGGGCGCGUGCUGGUGCCGGAGCCUGGUGCUGCUGUGCGCGGUGAGCGCGGUGUGUUGCGCCUCGGUGGCGCUGGCCCGGCACUACCUGAAGGACCUGCUGGUGUGGGUGGAGAGCCUGGACAGUGUGGUCGGGGUGCUGCUCUUUAUCGUGGGCUUCAUCCUGGUGUCCCUGCCCUGUGUCUGGGGGUACAUCGUCCUGAACGUGGCGGCCGGGUACCUGUACGGCCUGGUGCUGGGGAUCGGGCUGGUCAUAGUCGGGGUGCUCAUCGGGACCUUCAUCGCCCACCUGCUCUGCAAGAAACUGCUCACCCACUGGGUGCUGGCGAAGAUCGAGAGCAGCCAGAGACUGGGAGCUGUCAUCCGGGUGGUGGAGGGGGGCAGCGGGCUCAAGGUGGUAGCCCUGGCCCGGCUCACCCCCAUCCCCUUCGGCCUCCAGAAUGCUGUGUUCUCGAUCACAGAUCUCUCUUUACCGAACUACCUUGCAGCCUCUUCAGUCGGCCUGUUCCCAACCCAAUUGUUAAAUUCCUACUUGGGAACAACAUUACGUACAAUGGAGGAUGUCAUUGCUGAACAAAGCGUUAGUGGAUACUUUAUAUUCAGCUUCCAGAUUUUAAUAAGCAUAGCUCUUAUGUUCUAUGUUGUCCACCGGGCCCGUGAGCUGAAUGCAGCUAUCAUGGCUUGUGAAAUGGAGCUGAAGACCUCUCUGAAGGGCAGUCAACUUAACGGCGGCAGCUCCAUUUUCUGCAGCAAAAGAACCUUGUUCUCUAUGGGUGGGAUUAACAUUGUAUGAUCUCUGCUCAAGCCGUGCAGCCUUUUGUUAUUGCCAAGAUUCCAGUGACUUUUCCCCUUCAUUAAAGAAAGACUUGAGCUCCUCCGGAACUUUCCAAAUGAACCUUAAGUGGUUUUCCUUUUGAAAGGAUGCCCACCAGGAUCUCCAUGUUGGCAGCAUUCCUGGAUCUUCACAUUCUGUGUGUGCCAUGGCAUAUACAAUGCACCUUUCCUGCACAGCUCUUAAGAACAAUUGUCAUGGCAUAUUUAUUUAUUAAUGCACAUAGCUAUUUCAUACGAAAUGAAGAAAAAUUGUACAAAAUGCAGAAGUAUGUCUGUGAUUUUUCAUGUUUUGUUUUGCAUUUAAAGUACUGUUAGAGGAUCGGGGCACCAAAAAAAAAAUUAUAAUACAGGUUGAGUUUUAGAAAACUUCUACAAAAAUCUGUAUGCAAGUCCCAGUCAAGAUAAAAGGAAGUUCUAUCUCAACUUUCGUUCCAUUUCAUCUAAACUGAAAAAUAGAACAACUCUGCACACUGCUUGCAUAGAUAUCGUUUUGUGUCUACCUAUCUAAUACAGACUUGUGUCUCCAUGGUAACAGACUGCAAACAAUCACUUUGUAGUCUGACCAUGAAAGUAUAAUUCCAUCCAACUUUUUUCUAACAUUUUUGGUAAUUUAGCAAGCUAUAAGAGGACAGAUGAGAAGACUACACUAAGUUUGUAGUCUGUUACCACGACAACACAUUGGUUUGCAUUAGAGUUGACACAAAACAAUAGAUUUUUUUUUUAUAUAAAGAUGAUUUGCAAAGUUGCUUUAAUUGUUGGUUUAGAUACAUUGGGACAAUACCAAAAUAGUUUUACAGUUGUGUUUUUGGGGCAGAGGUUUCUCUUGCGUAGAAGUUGACUUCUUGCCGUGCAAUGGAAUUGACCACAUUAUAGACACAUAAACCUAUAAAGUCUGUAUGGCUCCAAAUAUAAAUAGACACGUAGCUGCGUAUGAUGUUGGGAACGUUUACAUACAUAUUGAUGAAUGUUGUAGGUAGCUAUUUCAUAUAAAUUUCUGUAUUAGGCUUAUUAGUUCUUUUAACAACUGCCUAAAAUAGUGUUUAACCAUAGGAUCAUUUUUAGGAAAGGGAAACAAUUCAGAAUCCCCAUUACAAAGUGCCCUUAAACCAGUUGUGUUAACAGUUUGAGUUCCUUAGACACAACUGGAGUUUUGGUUUGUUGCGGGUAAAAGCCAUGUUUAUGUCAAGGGCUAGAUUUACAGAUAGUUGUUGUUUACCUGAACAGGUUAAAUUAAGGGGUCAUGCACACUGCCGAGUAUUUGAAAGAAAUCUCUGAGGCUCUGUACUAUGGAGCCAUAGAUAUUCCAUAUGCCACCAAGUGGCAAGCUACCAUAGAAGCAAUCUAUCUGAAGUGUUGGAACAUUCCAAAUUUUUUUCUCCCAUGGGGAGGUACACAAUGACCCAUGCACUUCUACCAGUGCAGUUAUACAGUGAUGUGCAUGAGUACUACAUGGUCACUUGUGCGGUGCCUCUGUACAGUACCCUAUAAGGGUCGUGUCACACAUACAGUGGGACAAAAAAGUAUUUAGUCAGCCACCAAUUGUGCAAGUUCUCCCACAUAGGUACACCUCAAAUAUAAGCGACAUAAUGAGAAAAAAAAAUCCAUAAAGUACAUUGUCUGAUUUUUAAAGAAUUUAUUUGCAAAUUGUGUGGAAAAGAGGUAUUUGGUCAAUAACAGCAAAAGUUAAUCUCAAUACUUUGUUGUAUACCCUUUAUUGGCAAUGACAGAGGUCAAACGUUUUCUGUAAGUCUUCACAAAGUUUUCACACACUGGUAUUUUGCUGUUGCUGGUAUUUUGGCCCAUUACUCCAUGCAGAUCUCCUCCUAGAGCAGUGAUGUUUUGGGGCUGUCGCUUGGCAACACAGCGACAAAACCUCCAAAGGUUUUCUAUGGGGUUGAGAUUUGGAGACUGGCUAGGCCACUCCAGGACCUUUUAAAAUGCUUCUUAUGAAGCCAUUCCUUCAUUGCCCAGGAGGUGUGUUUGGGUCAUUGUCAUGCUGAAAGACCCAGCCACGUUCAUCUUCAAUGCCCAUGGAAGGAGGUUUUCACUUAAAAUCUCACACUACAUGGCCCCAUUGAUUCUUUCCUUUACAUGGAUCAGUCUUCCUGUCCCUUAGCAGAAAAAACAGCCCCAAAGCAUGAUGAUUCCACCCCCAUGCUUCACAGUAGGUAUGGUGUUCUUUGGAUGCAACUCAGCAUUCUUUCUCCUCCAAACAAGAUGAGUUGAGUUUUUACCAAAAAGUUCUACUUUGGUUUCAUCUGACCAUAUGACAUUCUCCCAAUCCUCUUCUGGAUCAUCCAAAUGCUUUCUAGCAAACUUCAGACAGGCCCGGGCAUGUACUGGCUUAAGCAGGGGGAUACGUCUUGCACUGCAUGAUUUGAGUCCCUGGCGGCAUAGUGUUACUGAUGGUAGCCUUUGUUACUUUGGUCCCAGCUCUUUGCAGGUCAUUUACUAGGUACCCCCUUGUGGUUAUGGGAUUUUUGCUCACCGUUGUGAUCAUUUUGACACCACGGGGUGAGAUCUUGCGUGGAGCCCCAGAUUGUGGGAGAUUAUCAGUGGUCUUCUAUGUCUUCCUUUUUCUUAGAAUUGCUCCCACAGUGGAUUUAUUCACACCAAGCUACUUGCCUAUUGCAGAUUCAGUCUUCCAAGCCUGGUGCAGGGCUAUAAUUUUGUUUCUGGUGUCCUUCGACAGCUCUUUGGUCUUGGUCAUAGUGGAGUUUGGAGUGUGACUGAUUGAGGUUGUGGACAGGUGUCUUUUAUACUGAUAACAAGUUCAAACAGGUGCCAUUAAUACAGGUAACAAGUGGAGGACAGAGGAGACUCUUAAAGAAGAAGUUACAGGUCUGUGAGAGCCAGAAAUCUUGCUUGUUUGUAGGUGACCAAAUACUUAUUUUCCACCAUAAUUUGCAAAUAAAUUCUUUAAAAAUCAGACAAUGUGAUUUUAUGGAUUUUUUUUUCUCAUUAUGUCUCUCAUAGUUGAGGUAUACCUAUGAUGAAAAUUACAGGCCUCUCUCAUAUUUUUAAGUUGGAGAACUUGCACAAUUGGUGGCUGACUAAAUACUUUUUAGCCCCACUGUAGCUGCCAAACUUAUAAGCUCUCCUUUUUUAUUUCGCAGAAAGUAUCAAGGAACUGAGCUGCUUAAAAUUAUUUUCAACUGAUGCCAGAAAGUAUACAGAUUUGUAAAUUACGUUUUUUUAAAAACCUUAAGCCUUCCUGUAAUUAUAAGCUGCUGUAUGCUCCAGAGAAGCUUUGAUCACAGUUCUCACUGCUGCCACCUCUGUCAAUUUCAGGAACUGUCCAGAGUAGGAGCAAAUAUCCAUAGAAAACUUCUGCUCCAGACAGUCCCUGACAUAGACAGAGGUGGCAGCAGAGAGCACUGUGGUCAGACUGGAAAGAAUUUCACAAUUUCUGGAGCAUGCAGCAGCUAAUAAGUAAUGGAAGGAUUAAGAUUUUUUAAUAAAAGUAAUUUACAAAUCUGUAUAACCUUUUAGCACCAGUUGUUUUGAAAGUGUUUAUUUUCCUCCGGAGUUCCCCUUGAAAUUUCACAGCCUGGCACAUUUCCUGCCCGCCCCCAGCCUGUCCUCUACUGACAUGCAGAGCCAUGUAUUUCAAUCAAAUUAAUAAAUCCCCUCUUUUUUCCUGCAUAUUUUUAUUGAACUUGGGGGGAAAAAAACAGUAGAAGAAAAAAUUAGAAGAGGAAAAAUAAAACUGAAAAAAAAAAAAGUGAGGAUGAGAACUAUUAUUAUAUUAUUAUUAUAAUCUCUCCUAGAAGCAAGUAAAUUGUACCUCCACAAUACACCUUCUGACAGGAGUUGUUUGUCAGAUUCAUCAAAAAUCCUAUAGAAACUCAUUGCAUGAACAUAGACACACAGUGAGGUCCUGUAAACUUCUAUGGAGGUUGUGUGGCGCAUGAUGCCUUAGCGUGGUAGGGCAGUGCAUACAUGAAUGUGGUAAAUAGCAGAUUUUGACUUAAAGGGGUACUCUGGCGCUAAGACAUCUUAUGCCCCAUCCAAAGGAUCGGGGUUAAGAUGCCUGAUCGCGGGGGUCCCGCCGCUGGGGACCCCCGUGAUCUUCCAUGCCGCACCCAGUUAGAAUCAGCCCCUGGAGAGUGCUCUCUCGGGGUCUGAAACCCUGGCGAUCACUCGGAUGGAGCAUAGUGACCCAGCGGCGGGACCCCUGCGAUCAGGCAUCUUAUCCCCUAUCCUUUGGAUGGGGGAUAAGAUGUCUUGGAGCCGGAGAACCCCUUUCAAAUUUUGGGCAGAGUUGUGGGUUGUCUUGAUGAGACCGUUUUUACUGCCUGUUCAUUUUUGGACACACUUAAACUUUAGGUAUUUCUGGCCCUUUUGACUCUUUUUAGACUUUCAUUGUGUAGGACUUGCGGAUACAUCCGACCAAAAUGCAGCUUCCGUACUAUAUGGUACAUGGCAAUAUGUAUUGUACAAGUCAUAUUGUUGUUAUAUUUUUGUAGAUGUAGUUGUAAUGGCAUUACUUACAUAGGGUACAUUGACAAUACAUGUAUAGAAAUUUAUGGAGAUGGCAAGGUCUCCAGAUCUUAAAUGCUGGACUGUGCAGCAUGUACUAUUGAGUGGCCUUCAAAUUUCUAUGCGUAUUUAUUUUUAUUUCCACUUGUAAUAUAAGCUUUAAAACAAUAUAAAUAUAGCCAUUGCUUGGAAUUUUUUUUUUGUGUUUCAUGUUUGCAUUUGCUGCCUACACACAGUGAACGUAGUCACUUGAACCAACGCGUUGACGAUAUAUUUUUUUUUAUAUAUUCUACCUAAGUUUGGCUCCGCCCAUAAAAUGGCUGCCUCCCUUGUGUGUAGAGCAGAAAAGCAUUUAGACUUGUACAUUGUUGUACUUUAUGUUCCAUUUGCUUUGCACAUUUAAUUCUAUUUGGAAGGUAAGACGUGAUAAAUUUGUAUUCCGAGAUGGUAAAUCCAACCCCCUUUUUCACUCAGGACUUUUGAAAUGUGAAUUUUCAUCUGAGUUAUUACAGUUCAGCUAUCGGAUAUAUUAAAGUAUAAUUUAACAGAUGUGUUGGGUGUAUCUGUGAAAAACUGAACAAAGAAAAUAAAAUCUUCCUUGAA